UCUAAGUUCAUGUAAUAUGAUAUCAAAACCCAUCAAACUCAAAUAGGCGGUAUUAAAUUCUAACUUUAUUAGGAUCUGAUACAAGAAUUUAUUUUGAGAUGGAUCCAAAUCCAUCUAAUAAUUCUUGAAGAAGAGAGAAAACAACUUAAAUUAAGAAACCACCUGACUACUAUAUAUAAAGAAGCUACUCCAGUUGCAUAUUAUUCAUCACUCAUCAAAGAUGAUGAGCAACAUGUCACAGAUGAAGGUUGUGUCAAAUUGGAUGGAUGUUGAAUCAGUCCCAGAAAAUUAUGUCUUUCCAUCGGAGAAGAGGCCCACUGUCGCUGUGAAGACGACGAUCUCCGUACUUGAUUUGGCCACAGACGAUCGAACCUUUCUCUUCCAAAACAUUCUUGACAUUACUCGAGAUCUCGGAUUUUUUCAGGUGAUAAACCAUGGAGUGUCAAAAGAGUUGAUAAACAAAACGAUGAUGGUUUUCAAAGAGUUUCAUGCCAUGUCGUCUGAAGAAAAAGAGAGGGAAUGUUCCAAAGACCCCAAUAAAAGUUGCAAAUUUUAUACAAGCUCUGUAAAUUAUGAGACUGAACAAGCUCACAGCUGGAGAGAUGUUUCACAAUUCGAUUGUCAUCCUUUGGAAAAGUAUAUUCAUUUUUGGCCUGAAAAACCCCUUAACUUCAGGGAGGUGGUUGGAGAAUAUUGUAUUGAAAUGAGAAAACUUGCUUGCAAGAUAUUGGAGGUGAUUAGUGAAGGGUUGGGACUUGGGAGAGACUACUUUAAGAGUGAAAUGAGUGAACAUUCAUCAUUGUUGGUAAACCAUUACCCACCAUGCCCAAACCCUAGCUUGACUUUGGGAUUGUUCCCACAUUGCGAUCCAAACUUCAUCACCAUUUUGUUUCAAGAUAUCAAUGGCCUUCAAGUUUUCAAGAAUGGUCAAUGGAUUGAUGUUGAUCCCAUUGAUGAUGCCCUUAUCGUAAACUUUGGCUAUUUUCUCGAGAUAAUUAGCAACGGAAAUUUUAAAGCAACGGAACAUCGAGUCAUGACGAAUACAAAGACGUAUCGACAAACCUUAGUCUAUCUCGUUUUUCCUAAAAACGAUGCGACUAUAGAACCAGCAAAAAACCUGAUAAAUGAAGUUGAUCCUCCACAAUAUCGCUCCAUCAAUUGCAAAGAAUUCAUGGGAGAAUAUUUUUAUAUGCCAAGAGAUAGAGAGGUAGUGAUUAAGUAUUUAACUUCAACCAAUCUUAAUGAGAGUGUCUAAAAUAUAAUACAACUGUUGUGUUGCUAGGUAUUACUAUUAUUAUAAUGUUAAAGAACUAUUAUAUGUUACUAGUAAAGUGAGAGUGAGUAUUGUUAUUCCUAGUAAUUUACUAUUACUAAAAAAAACCAUAUAAUAAGACCAUGGUUAUCCUAAUGUAAACAAGAACAUCACAAGACAUAUAAUAUAAUAAAGGAAUAUUCAUAUUUUAACUCUACUAUCUUAG
Benincasa hispida (wax gourd) is the source of this 1478-nucleotide messenger RNA. RefSeq names its product protein DOWNY MILDEW RESISTANCE 6-like. The record is from RefSeq and is a predicted model, not a curated record. NCBI's taxonomy places the organism in Eukaryota, Viridiplantae, Streptophyta, Magnoliopsida, Cucurbitales, Cucurbitaceae.